Messenger RNA from Heterobilharzia americana, 1200 nucleotides. NCBI's taxonomy places the organism in Eukaryota, Metazoa, Platyhelminthes, Trematoda, Strigeidida, Schistosomatidae. The record is from the annotation of a GenBank genome assembly.
AUGAUGAUUCGGUUGCCUAGUUCAAUACCGAUUAUCGAUGUACGCGUUUUGGAUGCUGAUGAUCAAGAAAAUAUCUGGAAGAUAUUGAAGUAUGUUUUCCCGUCAUGGUCAGAAAAAUAUACUAAAGUCCAGGCAUUGGAAGAGGGAUUAUCUAAUACAGUGCUUCGAUUUGAUUAUGAUAAUAAAGAAGAUGCACCGAAGAGUAUUCUAAUGCGAAUACGAAAGAAAUUGGUUGAUUCCAUUCUUAACAGAUGGGAUGAAAUAAAACACAUGUGCAUACUUCAUCAACUUGGUAAUGAACAAGAGUUGUAUGCAGUCUUCCAGAAUGGUUUAGUAUACUCAUUUCUUCAAGGAUCUACAAUACAUGUGGAUAGGUUUUCAGUGCCAGAGUAUAGUGAAUUAAUUAUUGAUCGAUUAGCAAGACUGCAUAGUUUGCCAACAAAAGAAGCAUUGUUACGUUUGAUACCGGAGGAAUCAAGAGAAAUUGCUGCCAAAUCCUAUACCCAACCAAUCCUUUUGGCAACAAUACGAAACUGGAUUGAUAAACUACCAGUUGGAUUCAGUGAUUCUCAAAAAUUUACAAGACUUAAAAAUGAAUUCCCUUCCCAAACAUGCUUGUUAAAUGAAGUGUCUUAUCUGGAGAAACUGCUGAGUAAUGUUAUCUCACCAGUCGUAUUAUGUCAUAACGAUCUACUUGCAGGCAAUAUUGUUUUAUCCCCAAAUGAAAAAUCAGUACAUUUUAUCGAUUUUGAAUAUUGUGGAUUCAAUCAUGCAGCAUUUGACAUUGGAAAUCAUUUCUGUGAAUUCGCUGGCAUAAAUGUUGUAAAUUUUGAUAAAUAUCCAACGAAGGAAUAUCAACGAAUGUGGAUCAACAGCUAUUUAACAGCUAAAGACUACUAUACAAAGAAAUUCAACAAACAAGAUCACCAAUCAGUGAAUCAGAUGAAUCAAAAUGGAUAUUGUUUACCUUCUUUCUUUUCCUCGAAUCAUGUUGAUCAAGAUGACCAGUGUGUAAAUAAGAGUUUAGUCGAUAAAUGGUUGAUUGAAGUAAACAAUUUCGCCAUGGCAGCUCAUUUAUUUUGGGGUGUUUGGGCAGUGAUAUUAUCAAAUCAAGAACAAAAUAAAUUCGACUACCUAUCGUACGGUAUUGCUCGUGUCAAUCAGUACUAUGCCAUGAAAAGAUAUCUAUCCACGUCAUAA